UUCAACAUGGCUGAAGAAAGCAACAAAAUUUCUGAAGUCACGAAAGAGAUCUUAGCCCCAGAUGAAGAGCCCCGGGAAAAUCUUGUUUCAACGGCCGUAAAGUUUCUUCAAAACCCCAAAGUUCAAUCUAGCUCACUUACUCACAAAAAGGCAUUCUUAGAAAAGAAAGGGUUGACAAAGCAAGAAAUAGAUUUGGCCAUAGACAGAUCAGGAAUAUCGAAAACUGAAAGUAGAGUAGGGUUACAGUCUCCCCCAUUACAGCAAUCGGCACAUCCAGCUAAUAAUAUAGUUCCAUAUAACCCUUCCCAGUAUGAAUUGUCAAGAUGGGAGAAAGCGCGCGCCUGGACCUCAUCUGCUUUGAUUGUAGCUGCUGUAGCUUAUGCUGGAUACCAUUUCUACAGAACGUACAUCAAGCCAUUAAUAUUUGGUCAGAUAUCCUCCGAAAACAGACUGGAAAGACUGGAAAAACAAAUUCAGGAGAUACAAACAGAAACAAUUGAAAGCACAAAACAAAUACAAGAAAGUUUAAAAACGAUACAAACUGUAUUAACACAACAACAGAUUGCUAACUCCGAACGUACAUUGUUAAAACAACACGAUUUAAAUGGUAUUGGUGAAAUUAAAACAGAAAUUCAAUCGUUAAAAGGCUUACUUUUAAACAGACGUCAGUUUGCUCCGGUUCCUAGUGUUUCUCCUGUCUUACCAUCCUGGCAACUUCCUGCAAGUUCUUCUUCAACUUCACAAACACAGGAUGACCAAAAAGAUGACGAUUCUAGUCGAACGGAUUUAUCUAAUGAUAAUGAUAAGAUUGAAACAAUCCAAAAUUCUACGAGUCAAACAGACUUAUCUUCCCCUGUGGAUGAUCCAUCCGUUUUGAAUUCUGAUGAAAAAAAUGAAACUAAAGAAACGAUUAAAUCCGUUGAUUUAGAAAAUAUAGAAUCAAAAUUAUUAAAUGGUGAUUCUGAAACCAAAGAUUUAAACAAUAGUGAAAUAGUCGAACCUGUUAUUCAGGUGGCUUAAGAUAAGCAUUUUUAUACACCCACAUUUGCAUUUGGACAUACAUUGUGGUCGCCCCUGUCCGUCCGCCUGGAUGUCCGUCCGUCUGUCCAUCCACAAUUUGUUUGUGGACACUCUACAGGUCACAAUUUUUAUCCGAUUUUGACGAAACUUGAAAUAUAGGUUUAUCUCCAAAAGUCUCGGUUCCUGUUGAUAUUGUCAUGUAUCACAAACUUUUUCAGCUUGUUCUCUAUCCAUCUCUUGCAAAAUGCAGGUGUAUCUUGCAUGACAAGCGCUGAUGUAUUUUUAAAGUCGUUGAUACUGAUCAAGAAUUUUUCAGACAAUAUCUAUCUUAUUUUUCAAUGGCUUAAUCCAUGCUAAAAUGUAUUCAAAUCGAAUAUGUAAUAUUUAAUUCAGAAAAAAAAUAAUAAAUGGUAGAUGUUCUCCCUGUUUGGAUUCAAUCAGACUAAAAAGAGGCCCAUCAAAAGAUUUUACCCAACACUUAGGGUGGUGCUAGUUUGUUUAUAUCAUCUGCAAAGGGAUGUCAAAUGAUUCAUUUUAUAAAUACUGAAAGGAAUUGGACCCUUUUUAGACUGAUAUUUCUUGUAGAGAUUCAAAUUUGACAAUGUUGUAGUUUGCAAUUUAAUUAAACAUGCAUUAUGCAAGAGCUAAAUCUGCCAAUUUCUUUAGGCCUGAAAUGUUAUCUAAAUUAUUAAUUAGACAUUAAUUAACUUAUCCAGACUGUAACCAACUCCCGAUGUCAUCGCUAGCCUGUGGUAUUUAGUGGAUUUGAAUACAUUUUGUGAUGGAUAAUUUAACAUAAAAAUUAACUUAUCCAGACCAUAAUCAGCUCAGCCUGUGAUAUUAAGUAGAUUUGAAUACAUUUUGUGAUGGAUAAAUUAACAUAAAAAUGGAUAAUCUAGACUUUGUUUAUUAUCGUGCCAAUAUUAAUAAUAACGAUUGAGGUUGGCCUAAAAUUGAAUCGCUAAUAUCUCGGUUCAGAGUGAAUCAGUUUGACUGAAAUUUUCAGCAGAUUCUGUUUUCAUUAUCUAUAUUUUAACUGUUAUAGCGAAAACUGUCAGCUCUUUAUCUUAUCUUACCUAAUGCUGCUUUAAUUCAAAAUGUUUGAAAUUAAACUUGAAUGAUAGAAAUUUUUGAAAAGGAAAUUAUGUUAAUUAUUACCAAAUUAUUAUUUUAUUUAAGGGCUAAUUGGAAUGAAAAUUGUUAAUAUGUAUGUAUCUACUGGUAUUUGUGGAUUUGAAAUAAUUGAGUGAAUGCCAGAUGAUAGAUUAAAUAUAAAACCUUUUUUUUGGCUAUGAUUUCAGAUCUUAAUUGCUACCUGUAUAUUCUAGACCUGAGUUGUUAUUAAUACCUGUAAAUUCCAGGUCUGAGUUUCUAUACCUACCUGUAUAAUCACAGCCUGAUUUGCUAUAGAUACCUGUAUAGACCCAGUCUGAGUUGCUAUAGAAACCUGUAUAGACCCAGUCUGAGUUGCUAUAGAUACCUGUAUAUACCGGGUCUAGCUUGCUGUAUAUACCGGGUCUAGCUUGCUGUAUAUACCGGGUUUGGUUUGCUAUAGAUACCUAUAUAUACCAGAUCUGGGUUGUUAUAGAUACCUGUUUAUACCAGGUCUUGGUAGCUACCCUGUAUAUACCAGAUCUGGGUUGCUAUAGAUACCUGUAUAUACCAGGACUGGAAUGCUAUAGAUACCUAUAUAUACCAGGUCUGGGUAGCUAUAGGUAUCUGUAUAUAUACCGGGUCUGGGUUGCUAUAGAUUUCUGUAUGUACUGGGUCUGGGAUGCUAUUGACACCUGUAUAUAACAGGUCUAGGUUGCAAUAGAAUAUAGAUAAAUGUAUAUACCCGGUCUGAUGAGUAUAUCAAGCAUUGAUUUAUUUUCUUGUAUGGAUGAUUUAUUAAUUAUUUAAAAUGAUGUUAUUUAAAGAGUAAAUGUUGAGAAAAUGAUAAAUUUUAUAAUAAAAAUGAAUGGAA
Messenger RNA from Patella vulgata (common limpet), 2986 nucleotides. RefSeq names its product peroxisomal membrane protein PEX14. NCBI's taxonomy places the organism in Eukaryota, Metazoa, Mollusca, Gastropoda, Patellidae. Gene Ontology annotation, molecular function: signaling receptor binding. Gene Ontology annotation, biological process: protein import into peroxisome matrix, docking. The record is from RefSeq and is a predicted model, not a curated record. The transcript is spliced from 4 exons. Gene Ontology annotation, cellular component: peroxisomal importomer complex; peroxisomal membrane. Bases 7 to 1020 code for a protein of 337 amino acids.